AUACAAGACCUGCUUGCUUGGUGCUUUUUUUCUACUCAAUGAAAGUCAAGUGAAAGAUCUCCUGCCGUGACAGACGAGGCAAAGACAGCCCGCUUGGAUGCUGCCGGUGGUCGAGCGUGCGAGACCUUCCUUUCCGCACCUGCCACGCUAGAAGACAGGCGACAAGGGCACCGAGAGAGCCGGCACAGGCGCACCGAGAGGCGGCCACCUCCUGAAGGACGCACACACCCCCCCCACCCCCCUCCGCUUGUAAAACAUGCUGCUGUGGACCAGAAUAGUACUGCUGGCUGUCAUCUCCUCGUCCUUGCUGGUGUCCCCCGGGAUGGGAUGCGGGCCGGGCCGGGGCUACGGCAGGAGGAGGCACCCCAAGAAGCUGACACCGCUCGCCUACAAGCAGUUCAUCCCCAACGUGGCCGAGAAGACCCUGGGGGCCAGCGGCAGGUACGAGGGCAAGAUCACUCGCAACUCGGAGCGCUUUAAAGAGCUCACCCCCAACUACAACACAGACAUCAUCUUCAAGGAUGAGGAGAACACCGGCGCCGACAGGCUCAUGACUCAGCGGUGCAAAGACAAGCUGAACUCCUUGGCCAUCUCAGUGAUGAACCAGUGGCCCGGGGUCAAGCUGCGUGUCACCGAGGGCUGGGAUGAGGACGGCCACCACUUUGAGGAGUCCCUCCACUACGAGGGCCGGGCGGUGGACAUCACCACCUCGGACCGGGACAAGAGCAAGUACGGGACCUUGUCCAGGCUGGCGGUGGAGGCCGGCUUCGACUGGGUCUACUACGAGUCCAAAGCCCACAUCCACUGCUCGGUCAAAGCAGAAAACUCGGUGGCAGCCAAGUCCGGGGGCUGCUUCCCGGGGUCCUCCUCCGUCACACUGCAGGACGGCUCCACCAAGGCGGUCAAGGACCUCCAACGGGGGGACAAGGUCCUGGCGGCGGACGGCGACGGGAACCUGGUCUUCACAGACUUCAUCACGUUCAUCGACAGGGACUCCGCCACCAAGAGGAUCUUCUACGUGAUAGAGACCGACAGCGGCCACAGGAUCACGCUGACCGCGGCGCACCUGCUCUUCGUCAGCCUCAACUCCACCGCCAGGGGGCGCGCCGAGGCCGUCUUCGCCAGCCAAGUGAGGCCGGGCCACAGGGUGCUGGUCCCGGACGGCGCGCGCCUGCGGGCCGUGGCGGUGUCCCGCGUCUCCACGGAGGAGCGGGUGGGCUCCUUCGCGCCGGUGACCGUGGAGGGGACCGUGGUGGUGGACCGGGUCCUGGCGUCGUGCUACGCCGUGGUGCAGGACCACCAGCUGGCGCACUGGGCCCUGGCGCCGCUGCGGCUCGCCCACUGGGCGUCGUCGCUGCUGUGGGGCGCUCAGAGGCGGCCCGGCGCGCAGGAGGACGGCGUGCACUGGUACUCGAAGGUGCUCUACCACUUAGGAACGUGGCUUUUGGACCCCCACGCCCUCCAUCCUCUCGGGGUGGCGUCGUCUUCCUCCAGCUGAAACAUUUUUCCCCCUCAAAGAUGGAGAUCACAGUGGUGGUAAAAAAGGAAGAAGCUAGCUCGCAGUGGAUAUUUAUUCUUCUUCUUCUUCUUCUUCGCCCUUUCCAAGAAUGAACGGAGCCUUACGUUUGAAUAAUUUAUUCUCACAGGAACUGGCAACAUUGUGCAUAAUCUAUUUUUCUAUAUCUCAAAUACUGACACAAAAAGAAGACAAAAGAAGUAGAACGGAGCUAACUGUUGAUAAUGUGCAUACAUACAAUAUAUACAUAUAGAAAUGUAUAAAUAUAUGUGUGCAACUGACUCUUAUAUUUUGGGGAGAACAAAGCCGGCGGGGUGACAUAAAUUAUAUUUUUAUACACAGAAUUGUAAAUUAGAUUUUGACAGAUCGCUACCGAAUCACAUUUCGUUAUUUGAAAUAGUGUAAAGAUAUGAGAAUAUAUUUUAAUUUAAAUACAGUAGUAUUGGCUAAAAGGAUUGGAAAAUGAAAAAAAAAAGAAUCUUGUACUGCUCGCUUAUUGAAAUGUUAUUUUAUUGUAUUUUCUGGAGAGCUGUUGGUUUACGUUGUCAGAGAGGGACAGAUAUUCUGCCUCACGUCUGCAUUCUCUACUUUUAUUUUCUACUUCUUUCGAUUUUCUUCCGUUUUUCCUCCGAGAGAAAAGACGAAAUGCAGAUUCUGACAAUUGAGUGACAGUUCAAAGUAGUCUUGAAUAAAUUAAUAACUCAUGUAAAUGUACUAAAAAUGUAUUUUUCUCUUGUUUUGUAAGAAUAGUUUUGUAGAGAUUGACCUGCGGCAGAUGCACAGUUUGACUAGUUCUAUAGGCAGUUAACUUUCAUAACAGGGCCACAUGUCUAGAGUUUAUUAUUUAUAUGUUUAUUACGAAAAUGACAUAAAGAACAUGUUCAAACUUGGA
Messenger RNA from Doryrhamphus excisus (bluestripe pipefish), 2408 nucleotides. It is a transcript of the gene shha, whose product is annotated as sonic hedgehog signaling molecule a. Gene Ontology annotation, biological process: intein-mediated protein splicing; multicellular organism development; protein autoprocessing. Gene Ontology annotation, molecular function: calcium ion binding; patched binding. NCBI's taxonomy places the organism in Eukaryota, Metazoa, Chordata, Actinopteri, Syngnathiformes, Syngnathidae. The record is from RefSeq and is a predicted model, not a curated record.